GGAAUUCCGCCCCAUCAAAGUGAAAGUCCAAAGUGGACAGCAGAAAAACCCAAAAAACCAAUUAGAGCAAAGAGUCGUAAGCAAAACACUUACACACCAUCAAACGGAUUCGAUAAAAGCAGCAAACCGCCCAAAACCCGAACCCCUUUUCCCUUUGAUCCUCCCAAAACGACGGCCAAAACCCACGUUUUGUUCAUCUUCUCCUUCUCCAAUCCUACUUUUCUCAUCAAGGGAGCUUCCUUUCUGCCAGAUGAGGGCAAGGAUGGAGGGAAAAGAGUAAGGGGUAUUUAGACAUUGAUGUCUUAUGGCAUGCCUGAGGAAGAAGAAGCACUGCAUUGAAUUUGAAGGGUCUCUGCUUUUGGAUCUUUGCCAAAGAUUGAAUCUUUUCUUGGUGGGUUUUUGUCUGUGACCAUGAAAAGCUUCUGUAUUUUUGCUCGGCUUUUUCUCAUCUUCCUGGUGUUCUUCCCUCCAAUUGCAUCCGUGGCAGUGCAAGCAUUCACAGGAGCAUACGGAAUCAAUUAUGGUAGAAUUGCAGAUAACAUCCCUUCUCCUGAUAAAGUUGCUACUCUUCUCAGAGCAGCAAAGAUAAAGAAUGUCAGGAUAUAUGAUGCUGAUCACAGUGUUCUCAAGGCCUUUAGCGGGACUGGGCUUGAAUUAGUGGUCGGACUUCCAAAUGGAUACCUGAAAGACAUGAGUGCCAAUGAGGAUCAUGCAAUGGAUUGGGUUAAAGAGAAUGUGCAGGCAUUCCUUCCCAAGACACACAUCCGCGGGAUUGCUGUGGGCAAUGAAGUUCUAGGUGGGGGUGAUUAUGAAUUGUGGGCAGCUCUUUUGGGCACAGUUAAAAACAUCUACAAUGCAACCAAGAAGCUAGGAUUAACUGAUGUAGUUCAGAUUACGACUGCACAUUCACAGGCCGUUUUUGCUAAUUCUUAUCCUCCCUCUUCAUGUAUAUUUAAAGAUACUGUUAAGCAGCAGUACAUGAAGCCACUUUUGGAGUUCUUCUCAGAAAUUGGAUCUCCCUUCUGUUUAAAUGCUUACCCGUUCCUUGCUUACAUGAGUGAUCCGGAGAAUAUUGAUAUUAAUUAUGCUCUUUUCCAGAAAACUCAGGGAAUUUCUGAUCCAAAAACUGACCUUCAUUAUGAUAAUAUGCUCGAUGCUCAGAUUGAUGCAGCCUAUGCAGCAUUGGAAGAUGCUGGGUUCAAAAAGAUGGAAGUUAUUGUUACAGAGACAGGGUGGGCUUCACAUGGAGGUGACAAUGAAGCUGCAGCUACUGUAAAUAAUGCAAGGACAUACAAUUAUAAUCUACGUAAAAGGCUAGCAAAGAAAAAAGGGACCCCUAUGCGGCCAAAGUUUGUAGUGAAGGCAUACAUUUUUGCAUUAUUUAACGAGAACUUGAAAACUGGUGCAACCUCUGAACGAAAUUUUGGACUGUUCAAGCCUGAUGGGACCAUUGCAUAUGAUAUUGGGUAUCAUGGACUUGUAUCAUCGUCUGCAGAUUCAUUGCUUUUAUCUUCAAAGCACAUCGGAGCGCAAGGUUGCUCUCGUUUGCAAUUCUUGAUACUAUCAAUUUCUUCUGCAUCAUUGCUUCUGUUUUUAAAAUAAUGAUUGAGCAGACCGGGGCAGCGGCGGCAGUCGGAGUUCAGAGCUUGGUUAUUGAAUCUCCGUCAAAGUACAAACACUGUAACUGAACUGAUUCUUGAGUUUCGUAAAUUAUAUGCUAGCAGCUAGCCGUUGCUUAUCAAGUGUAUCCAUAUGAUGAAAUGUAUAUCAGUUUUGCUUCUUAGAAAUCACUUUUCUAAGAAGUACCAUUGGAUAAACGGCGGGAAAAAAAAGUCUCUUCCGGAUUCGUAUUCA
Messenger RNA from Pyrus x bretschneideri (Chinese white pear), 1854 nucleotides. RefSeq names its product glucan endo-1,3-beta-glucosidase 14. Lineage: Eukaryota; Viridiplantae; Streptophyta; Magnoliopsida; Rosales; Rosaceae. Gene Ontology annotation, molecular function: hydrolase activity, hydrolyzing O-glycosyl compounds. Gene Ontology annotation, biological process: carbohydrate metabolic process. The transcript is spliced from 3 exons. The coding region runs from base 412 to 1602 and encodes 396 amino acids. Gene Ontology annotation, cellular component: plasma membrane. The record is from RefSeq and is a predicted model, not a curated record.